UACUCCAGUUGGUGCCACACCAAUCGCUGCCAAAGCUCCUGCAGCUGCUGUCUUGCCGGCGGAGGCAGGUCUGGGUGCCGACAUGGCGGCCAUGAAUGAGCUGGCGGCGAUCAAGACUCGAGUGGUGUGGAUGUUGUCAAGCGACAACUAUGCCACCGCCCAAGACCAUGGGCUGGACCGGCAGUCCUUGAACAUCGCCCUCCCGCCGACGCCCAGAACACCUGGAGAGUUCAUGCAGCGGCAGAUCGCGGAGUUCGCCCAGUGGGAGGCGUUAUACGCCUUCCACACUCCCGAGCUCGCGAUCUAUGCCAGGUAUGUUCAGUCAGCGACGACCGUUCCCUGA
This is a messenger RNA of Symbiodinium sp. CCMP2592, 343 nucleotides long. The record is from the annotation of a GenBank genome assembly. Lineage: Eukaryota; Dinophyceae; Suessiales; Symbiodiniaceae.